Messenger RNA from Dermatophagoides farinae (American house dust mite), 1216 nucleotides. RefSeq names its product UDP-galactose transporter senju (gene senju). The record is from RefSeq and is a predicted model, not a curated record. Gene Ontology annotation, cellular component: Golgi membrane. NCBI's taxonomy places the organism in Eukaryota, Metazoa, Arthropoda, Arachnida, Sarcoptiformes, Pyroglyphidae. Gene Ontology annotation, biological process: pyrimidine nucleotide-sugar transmembrane transport. Gene Ontology annotation, molecular function: pyrimidine nucleotide-sugar transmembrane transporter activity.
UCGAAUAGAUUUUAGAAUUAAAAAAAAAAUGAGAAGCAUGUGGAAAAGAAUUUAUGGCUGUUUUAUGUAAAACACAGUGGAAACAAAACAAAAAAAAAUGAUGAAAUUAUUCACAACAAAUUGGCAUCGUAUAUUUUUCAUCACAUACAUUUUAUUGUUUGUAAUACAAAGUCAAUUGAUAAAAUUAAUCCAUGUGGAUACGGCAACAUCAAAUUAUAUGAUGAUGGUUUCAACAACGACCAUACAUCCAACAACAAUAGUAUUGGCAACUGAAAUAUUGAAAUUAUUAUUAGCCAUUAGUAUCUAUGUAAAAGAUAAUGAUUUUCGUUACAUACCAAAUGAAUUAUUUGGACAUAAUCGUCUUUUAUUAUUGUCCUGUAUACCGGCCAUUCUAUAUUGUAUUGUAAAUAAUUUACAAUUUAUCAAUAUGUCACAUUAUGAUCCAGUUACAUAUUCAGUGUGGAUGCAAUGUCGUUUAAUUGCUACCGGUAUUGUAUAUCAAUUCGUAUUCAAACGAUAUCUGAAUCGAAUUCAAUGGUUAUCAUUAACAUUGUUAACAAUUGGUUGUAUUUUUAAACAAUUUGAUCAUAUCAAUUGGUCAUUGUUUGAUUCAUGGUUUCGAACAUUUGAAUUCCAUGUUCAGCUACCUGAUCGUUAUAUCAUAUUGGUUAUUGUACAAAUAUUGUGUUCAACAAUCGGUGGUGUUUAUAAUGAAUAUCUGAUUAAAGAAUCACAAGCAACGGUACAUCUUAUGAUGCAGAAUAUUUACAAUUAUAUUCUAUCAAUUGGUUUUAAUUUAUUAUUUAUAUUCACAAUGAUACCAUCGGAUCAUGGACAACGUUGGCGAAUAAUGAAUUUGAUUGUAUUUGAUGAUUAUCAACAAAAUUUCUGGUUCUUUAUUUUGAUCAUCAACAAUGCUCUUUGUGGCAUGGCAGCUAGCAUUUUUCUUUCACAAUUCAAUUCAAUAAUGAAAGUUUUUGCUACCGGUUGUCAUCUUAUUCUAGUUACAUUCAUUUCAUAUUGGCUAUUGAAUGUAGCCGUAAAUCUGUUUACAUUCACAUCAAUCAUAAUCGUAUCAUUUUCCAUCUAUUUAUAUGUAAAAAAUCCAGUUAUUUCAAUUAAUAAUAAUAAUAAUAAUGAUAAAAUAACGAUAUAUAUGAAAUGGACAACUCGUGAAAAAGUAGCAGUUUGUAUAAAAGUAUCAUUUGGAUUGUAA